Suillus fuscotomentosus is the source of this 1029-nucleotide messenger RNA. RefSeq lists its product as uncharacterized. The transcript has 2 exons. Bases 1 to 1029 code for a protein of 342 amino acids. NCBI's taxonomy places the organism in Eukaryota, Fungi, Basidiomycota, Agaricomycetes, Boletales, Suillaceae. The record is from RefSeq and is a predicted model, not a curated record.
AUGCAACUUAUGCCUGGACAAAUGGCAGAUGAGUGGUUCCAGUCACUCGAUUCAGCGCACACCGCCACAUUUGUGGCGCUUAAGAUAGCUUUUUUCAAACAGUGGCCGCUUCCGAAACUGCCCAAAUUAUCUCACGCACAGCAGAGAGAGCAUGUGGCUGCGCAAGCGCUGAAAGAGGGUGAUAUUGGAGUAUUGACGCCUGAUGGCAACAUUGCACAUGUUGUGUGGGCGACCGAGGUCUCACAACUUGCUUUGGGUAUGGGAGAUUUGAAAGGAGAUUUCAUCGAGGAUGCGCUUAAGGGCAUCACCAACCUCCUCAAGGACCAUCUAACUGGCACAUACUCAACAUGGGACGAGUUUAUCGAAGAUGUGCGGUGGGUCCCCAACAUCAAACUCCAGUGCAGUCGCGAGAAGUUGGAGAAUGCAUGGAGCUCAUCCAUACUGCUGCCAUCCUAUUCAUCACCUUCGCCAAUCACUAGCACCAACAUUCAUGCUUCCCGCCCACUUGGGCAGACAAUUUGUGCUAUACAGUUGCUUAGACCCAUCCCACACGCAACUUUUCAGCCCUUCGCACUUCCUGUCGCAACCCAUGGUCCAGUCUUCAGUACUGGCAUCGUCGUUUGUGGACCGCAGUUCAACUCCCUCACACAGUAUUUACAAUACUCCCACAUCACUCAUAUUCAAGACACUAUCCUACAUUCUUUGACAAUUCGUCAUAUCAUUUUUCUCAUCAUACUACACCACAUUGUCCUACUUGCUGCUGUCAAAAUCCUCUCCGUCUUGUUUGGCCGUCUCAUUCUCGUCACUUUUGGACUGCGGCCACACAUUCAUCGUUUGUGGUACAACCGUGGAUGGUUGCAUUUGGAGAGGGGGGAGGUGUACCAGGGUGGUGGUCUUGCGCAGGUUCUCGCACUCUCGCACAUUCAUCUUUCAUUGUGCAACCGCGGAUGGUUGCAUUUGGAGGGGUGGCAUAUGGAGUGGGGUGCUCUGGCAGGACAAGACAGGAGUGGCAGGUGUCCUAGCUCGUAG